AUGUUCGCCGCUUCCACUUUUGUCGAUAUCAACGAUCUCGAAAAACAAGGGUUCAAAUCUCACCGGGAGACCCGAGGAGUCUUUUUCAACAAAGUUAGAACCUUGUAUGAUGCAGACCUUGAGACGGAUUCAUUGGUCCUGAUUCAAGUCCUCGUGCUGAUGACCUACUGGUACGAUAGACCGGAAGACUUAAAGAAACGGUCGCAUUGGAUGAGGAUUGCAUUAUCAUUUGCCACUGACAUCGGGCUUAUUCAUAAUUCGGUAUUGGUUGGCCUGUCGCCGGCCCAACAAAGAUUACGACGUCGGCUGUGGUGGUGCUCACUAAUGAGGGACGAACUUAUUUCGUUCAGCGAACGACAGCCAAGUAGUAUUACGUGGGAUGAAAUCGAUUUCCCUCCACUUUCGAUUGACGAUCUAGACAGUGGUGCUCUUUCUAAAGCUCUGGAACGAUAUCAUAUACCAGACCAUGACAAAGAGUCCGAGAUCCUCACAGAACUAUGCCUCCAAAAGAUCAGACUUUGCGUUCUCAUUGGGCGGAUUCUACAUACUCAGUAUGAAUUGAGCAGCCAUCGACGCAGAACCUCUUCACGAUCUAAGUUGCUGCUGAUACCGAAAUUUUCAGGCUCCGCCAGCGCUGAAUAUAUGUCUCGAGAUCAGGAGCUACGUAAGUGGGGUGACGAUGUAUGUGAGGCUUUGCACGAUUCCAUAGACAAGGACCCCCAACGUAACAGCACUUUAGUGGGCAUUCACAGUGCCGUGCUGGAACUUCUGUAUAUGACUGUCCUUGGUAUGGCCCAUCGCCCACAGAUGCUGAAUAGACAUCUGGGCGAUUCCGCGGCGAAGGCGCUUCAAGAAUUUUCGCAACAAACCCUCAGAACAGCUGCAAAGCGCAUCUCAGAAAUUGCCGACUACCUAAGUAGUGCGGAGCUUCUAUGGUUUUUACCACCAAUUGGGUUGACUGCAUUGCUAUUUGCAGCAAUGCAGCAUAUCAAGGAUUCACUAUCGUCAUCAACCACACUCCACAAUACGGCUGAACAAGGUCUUGAGUGGACUGUGCAGGCGAUGAUCCGACUUAAAGAAAUGUACCCGCAAGCACAUCACGCUCUUGCUUUCUUGGAACUGGUUCGGACUAAAAACCUUCAAGUUGAUGAAAGCUCGGAAAGGUCUAUUUUCUCAUUCUUCCGUGACGAAGCAACUCACUAUGUGCCUGCACUCCAGCAGGCGGAGGCGGACCGCAUCAUGUCUGAUGCUCAAGAGCGUCAUGAAUUGAGGGUGGAUUAUCCGAACUUGAACCCAUCCACAGAAUCGACUUCGAACAACUCAGUCCGGGAGGGAAUUGACUAUUCUCAACGCAGAGGAUUUAGUUUCGAGUCGUUUCUGGAUCUCGAUGAGGCUUCCGAAAUAUUUCUCUCCGGGAACUUCGACAUUGCGGAAUUUGAACGAGUAGACUGGACCGAAGUCUUCCAGGAUCGAAGCGGGGACCCUGCAUGA
This is a messenger RNA of Exophiala aquamarina CBS 119918, 1491 nucleotides long. RefSeq lists its product as uncharacterized. The coding region runs from base 1 to 1491 and encodes 496 amino acids. The transcript is spliced from 2 exons. NCBI's taxonomy places the organism in Eukaryota, Fungi, Ascomycota, Eurotiomycetes, Chaetothyriales, Herpotrichiellaceae. Gene Ontology annotation, biological process: DNA-templated transcription. The record is from RefSeq and is a predicted model, not a curated record. Gene Ontology annotation, molecular function: DNA binding; zinc ion binding.